AUGAACACUACCACCAUUUGUUCGGUCCGCUCAUGGUUGGGCAUCCCCUACGCCAAGGCAAAACGCUUCCGUCGGUCCGUCUUGCUCCCUUUUAACCCGGAUCUGCCCUACAAUCAGAAGGGGCCGGCGCCAGUGCAAGCCGGCAAUACCGACUGGCUCGAGGCCGACAACGGACUGAGCGAGGAUUGUCUGAAUCUCAACAUCUGGGCCCCCGAAGACGCAAGCAGAGCCAAACUUCCCGUGAUCGUUUACAUCUUCGGUGGCGGGUUCGAAGUCGGUGCGAACACGACGACGACCUCCAACGCCUCGGGUCUGGCUGCAACUGGCCGCGCCGUUGGUGUGUCUCUGAACUACCGUCUCGGACCGCUCGGCUGGUUAUCGCUGUCUCAGUACGGCGGCGUCUUAGCCGAAGCGACCAACCUCGGCCUGCAGGACAUCAUCAGCGCGCUGCGAUGGAUACAGGAGAACAUCGCUCGCUUUGGCGGGGACCCGCAGCAAGUCACCGUCGCCGGCCACAGCGCUGGAGCGUACUCGACCAUGGGGCUCAUCGCAGCUCCGGCCGCCGACGGUCUGUACCGGCGCCUCGCCGCCUUCUCCGGCGGUGCAUCCCGCAUCGUUCCGGCGUGGUGGGCCGAAGAGCUGGCGAUCAAGGUCCUCGCCGAACUGGGCAUUGCCGACGACCCCGAACAGCUGCUGACUGCAGACGCAACACUGCUCGCCGAGACGCUCAUCAAGGUCAGCCCGCGCGACAUUGGCGACAGACACGGCGUCGACAACACGACCAUUGGUGUCGUGAACGAUCACUCCCAGCCCGGGGCAGUUCUCACUGACACGCCGCUGCGUGUGCUCGCUUCCGGCCGUCGUCGAGAUGUCGACAUUCUCCUCAGCACUGCAACGAACGAGGCCGAUUGGUGGGUCAUCAAUGCGACUGAAAAGUUCGACCCUGGCAGCAUCGACAACUUGGUCGAUGAGCUUGUUACCAAGUCGCGCAUACCCCGAAGCCGUGCCAGGAAAAUCGUUGCAGCCUACGACGUCGACGGACGCACUCCAGUCGAGGUCCGCGGGGCUCUUUUCACUGAUUACUUCUUCACGCUUCCAGCUGCGCGCGCAGCACUCGCGCAUUCCGCCGAGGGCGGCAAUGUCCAUCUACUCAGCAUCGGCCCCGUCCAAGAUGCGCCAGCCGUACACGGCACGGAGAUGUACGGCAUUGUAGGGCAGCAACGCCCCGAACGCAGUGAGGAGCAAGCCAGGCGGGACACGUUCGUCCGCGACGCACUCCUGGACUUCGCAGAAGGCAAUCAUGACCGGCUUUGGAAAACCGUGGCUGGAGAACCUACCACGCACGGCAUCGGUAACCCCCCGUACGACCCGACCAUCCAUGCGGCCGACGUUCUCCGAACCUUUGAAGGCAUUGAACGGACAUAA
Molecule: messenger RNA, 1425 nt
Organism: Fusarium oxysporum Fo47
Lineage: Eukaryota; Fungi; Ascomycota; Sordariomycetes; Hypocreales; Nectriaceae
Product: Carboxylesterase
Exons: 1
Coding region: 1-1425 (474 amino acids)
Source: RefSeq, a predicted model, not a curated record